AUGAUCAGUCCAGCUGAGCUAGAGCCCCGGGCCCAGCCCCGCCUGCCUGCCUCCCUCCCACCCCGCAUCCUGGCAGCUGCCCUGCUUGCCCUGUGGGACCUGCCUGGCGCCACGAGGAUCAAGCUGAGGGUUCCGGCCAUGGGUGGAGGGGUCUGCCCAGACCCAGGGGUGUUGGGGAGUCUGGCAGGCCGAGGCAGGGGCAGAGGCUCGGGACAGCUGGCCUGUGUCCCCACACUGGGCCUGGGGCCCAGCCAGAGGGGCGGGGGCCUGGCCACUCGGGCCCUGGCUGGGGCUGGGAUUUUUGGCCGGGCUGAGGGCCCUCCCUCCUGCUUCCUCUCCCGAGGGCUGUCCUGGCAGAGGCCCCCUCGCACUUUCUGGCGGGAACAGGGCCAGCAGCGCGAGAACAGCCACAGAGGGACUGCAGCCGUGCGGCCCGGAGUCCUCUUGCUCCUGCUGUCCACCCUGCACCCUGCACAGCCAGGAGGUAAGGACCUGCACCCCAAUUGGGCACUGCCCGCUGCCCCCUGCCCUCCCAGCCAGGUGGCCCUGCUGUCCGAAGGAGCCCGGCACCCUUCAUUCCUGGGGUUCUUCAAGGUCUCAGGCAGGAGACCCUCAGCCACUGGACCCUGGGAACUGACCAUCCUGGGGGGGUCCCAGGGGCUGUUCCUGGCGCAGUUCCUGGAGGCAUCUACUACCCAGGGACUGGUUUUGGAGGCCCUGGAGGAGGAGGUGCUGGACUCCUGGGACCACUUGGAACAGCCCGUGUGGGAACAGGAAAUGACCGAGUAUGUCCCUUGCCCUCUGGGUGCUCAAGAAACAGGCUGGGCUGUGGCGGUCGCUGCCAACACUGGAGAGGAGGAGGAGCAGGCAGGAAGGAUAGGUGCCUUUCCUGCCGGCACCUACCCGGGGGCACUGGUGCCCGGCGGAGCAGCUGGGGCUGCCGCAGCCUAUAAAGCUGCUGCCAAGGCUGGUGCAGGACUUGGUGGAGUAGGUGGUGUCGGCGGUGUGGGCGGCGUCGGCGGCGUGGGCGGUGUCGGCGGCGUGGGCGGUGUCGGCGUGUCCACAGGUGCAGUGGUGCCUCAGACUGGAGUAGGAGUCGGAGCCUUGGGGAAGCCUGGCAAAGUGCCCGGAGGCCGUUUCCCAGGUGUAGGGGUGCUGCCUGGAGUUCCCACUGGAACAGGAGUGAAGCCCAAGACCCCAGGUGGAGGUGGAGCUUUCGCUGGGAUCCCAGGGGUUGGACCUUUUGGUGGCCAGCAGCCUGGGGUCCCCCUGGGGUACCCCAUCAAGGCACCUAAGCUGCCAGGUGGCUACGGACUGCCCUACAGCACUGGAAAACUGCCCUACGGCUACGGACCUGGAGGAGUAGCUGGUGCAGGUGGCAAGGCUGGCUACCCAACAGGGACAGGUAGGAAAGCCUCUCCCCACUUCUGCCCCAGCUCCGGGCCCUGGUGUGGCCAGGCGUUGGAUCUCAGGCUGCAGCUGCAGCUGCAGCAGCUAAAGCAGCAAAAUAUGGUGCUGGAGGAGCUGGAGUUCUCCCAGGUGUGGGCAUCGGAGGGGCCGGUGUGCCCGGUGUCGCCGGCGUGCCUGGUGGGGCUGGCGCCAUUCCUGGGAUUGGAGGCAUUGCAGGAGCCGGGACUCCCGCCGCAGCCGCCGCUGCAAAGGCAGCCGCCAAAGCAGCCAAGUACGGUGCUGGGGUCCCAGGUGCUGGAGUACCAGGUGUUGGGGUCCCAGGUGCUGGAGUACCAGGUGCUGGAGUACCAGGUUUCGGGGUCCCAGGAGGUGCAGCCGCUAAAGCCGCCGCCAAAGCAGCCAAAUAUGGUGCUAGAGGCGGAGUUGGCGUGGGGGGCAUACCCACAUAUGGAGUUGGAGCUGGGGGCUUCCCCGGCUAUGGGGUGGGCCCUGGGGCUGGAGCGAUCCCUGGAGCUGGUCUUACCCCUGCAGCCCAGGCAGCAGCUGCAGCGAAGGCUGCUAAAUAUGGAGCAGGGACACCAGCAGCUGCAGCCGCCGCCGCCGCGGCCAAAGCCGCCGCUAAAGCUGGCCAAUUCGAGACCCUCACCUCAGAUGGGCCUCAAACCCCUCUGUGCCACAGCCGCUUUGGCGAGAGCCAUCCCUGGCUGUGGAGUGGCCCCCGGCACUGGUGUGGUUCCCGGAGUGGGUCCUGGUGUCGUUCCCGGCGUCGGUCCUGGCAUUGCUGUUGACCUCAGUGGUGUGAGAGGAGUGGGACCUUCACCUGGAGCCAAAUCUGCUGCUAAGUUAGCCGCCAAAGCCCAAUACCGAGGUGCAGCCGCUAAAGCCGCCGCCAAAGCAGCCAAAUAUGGUGCUAGAGGCGGAGUUGGCGUGGGGGGCAUACCCACAUAUGGAGUUGGAGCUGGGGGCUUCCCCGGCUAUGGGGUGGGCCCUGGGGCUGGAGCGAUCCCUGGAGCUGGUCUUACCCCUGCAGCCCAGGCAGCAGCUGCAGCGAAGGCUGCUAAAUAUGUGGCGGAGUUUGUGGGCCCCUGCAUCCCAUCCCUCCUUACAGCCCUGACUUCCAGCCCUGCCCCUCCAGGAGGUGCUGGAGGAGCCGGAGGCCUGGUGCCAGGGGCCGGAGGUGUAGUCCCAGGGGUCCCAGGUGCUGGAGGGGUGCCAGGAGCAGGGACACCAGCAGCUGCAGCCGCCGCCGCCGCGGCCAAAGCCGCCGCUAAAGCUGGCCAAUUCGGAGUGGCCCCCGGCACUGGUGUGGUUCCCGGAGUGGGUCCUGGUGUCGUUCCCGGCGUCGGUCCUGGCAUUGCUGUUGACCUCAGUGGUGUGAGAGGAGUGGGACCUUCACCUGGAGCCAAAUCUGCUGCUAAGUUAGCCGCCAAAGCCCAAUACCGAGCUGCAGCUGGGCUUGGUGCUGGUGUGCCCGGGUUAGGAGUUGGUGCUGGUGUGCCUGGUUUAGGAGUUGGUGCCGGUGUGCCCGGGUUAGGAGCUGGUGCAGUUCCUGGAUCCCUGGCUGCAGCCAAAGCCGCUAACCAGAGUGUUAGACACAUUUCUAAGCUCCUGGGGUCUCCAAGACUCCCGCUGGCCUUCGUGGUUUCUCAGGACCCGGAGGUGCAGGCCCACUGCUGCUAUGAGAAGGCUGGCCACCCUCUGUCCUUGCCAACUCUUCAGAUAGCAGAGGAAUUCAUUCUCCCAGCGGAGCCCGGGCCCCCACCCAGUCGGCUCCCGCCACGAGCGAGCACCGGGGACGUGGCAGAAAUAGAGGCUAAUGUCUCCAUCGUCUCUCCACAGGAGCAAGAGGGGUCGGGGCCCUCGGAGGGCCUGGAGGCCUUGGUCUUGGUGGCCUUGGAGGGGCAGGCGUCCCAGGAGGAGUGGCAGGAGCCGGACCUGCUGUAUCAGCUGCUGCUGCUAAAGCCGCCGCCAAAGCUGCCCAGUAUGGUCUCGGAGCUGGUGGGCUGGGAGCUGGUGGACUGGGAGCCGGAGGCCUGGGGGCCGGUGGAGCCAUCCCAGGAGUUGGAGGCCUUGGAGCUGCAGCUAAAGCAGCCAAAUACGGUCUUGGUGGCCCUGGGGGUGUCCUCGGAGGCACCCGGCCCAUCGCAGUCAAUGGUAGGCAUUGCACCAAGACCUGGCUUCGGCUUCGGACUGUCCCCCAUUUACCCAGGAAAACCUCCCAAACCCUACGGAGGAGCCCUGGGGGCCCUGGGGUACCAAGGAAGCGAGCUGCCCGUGUGUGCGAGCUGCGGCCAGAGGAUCUACGACGGCCAGUACCUCCAGGCCCUGAGUGCUGACUGGCAUGCGGACUGCUUCAGGUGUUGCGAGUGCAGCGCCUCCCUGUCACACCAGUACUACGAGAAGGAUGGACAGCUCUUCUGCAAGAAAGACUACUGGGCCCGCUAUGGCGAGUCAUGCCAUGGGUGUUCAGAGCACAUCACCAAGGGGCUGGUCAUGGUGGCCGGAGAGCUGAAGUACCACCCCGAGUGUUUCAUCUGCCUCACAUGCGGAACCUUCAUCGGAGACGGGGACACCUACACGCUGGUGGAGCACUCCAAGCUGUACUGUGGGCACUGCUACUACCAGACGGUGGUGACCCCAGUCAUCGAGCAGAUCCUGCCUGACUCCCCUGGCUCCCACCUGCCCCACACGGUCACCCUGGUCUCCAUCCCAGCCUCGGCGCAUGGCAAGCGAGGCCUCUCCGUAUCCAUAGACCCCCCUCAUGGCCUGCCUGGCUGCGGCGCAGAGCACUCCCACACCGUCCGCGUCCAGGGAGUGGACCCUGGCUGCAUGAGUCCAGAUGUGAAGAAUUCCAUCCACAUUGGAGACCGGAUCCUGGAAAUCAAUGGCACACCCAUCCGGAACGUUCCCUUGGACGAGAUUGACCUCCUGAUCCAGGAAACCAGCCGCCUACUGCAGCUGACCCUCGAGCAUGACCCCCAUGACACGCUGGGCCACGGGCCAGGCCCCGAACCCAGCCCCCUGGGCUCCCCAGCUCACACUCCCAGUGGGGAGGCGGGUACCGCAGCCCGGCAGAAGCCCGUCCUGAGGAGCUGCAGCAUCGACAGGUCCCCGGUCGCUGGCUCCCUGAGCUCCCCAGCUGCCCUCCGCAAGGACCUGGGCCGCUCCGAGUCCCUCCGCGUGGUCUGCCGGCCGCACCGCAUCUUCCGACCGUCGGACCUCAUCCACGGGGAGGUGCUGGGCAAGGGCUGCUUUGGCCAGGCCAUCAAGGUGACCCACCGGGAGACAGGCGAGGUGAUGGUGAUGAAGGAGCUGAUCCGGUUCGAUGAGGAGACCCAGAGGACCUUUCUUAAGGAGGUGAAGGUCAUGCGCUGCCUGGAGCACCCCAAUGUGCUCAAGUUUAUCGGGGUGCUCUACAAGGACAAGAGGCUCAACUUCAUCACCGAGUACAUCAAGGGGGGCACGCUGCGAGGCAUCAUCAAAAGCAUGGACAGCCAGUACCCCUGGAGCCAGAGGGUCAGCUUUGCCAAGGAUAUUGCUUCAGGAAUGGCCUACCUCCACUCCAUGAACAUCAUCCACCGUGACCUCAACUCCCACAACUGCCUGGUCCGUGAGAACAAGAACGUGGUGGUGGCGGACUUUGGCCUGGCACGGCUCAUGGUGGAUGAGAAGACGCAGCCCGAGGACUUGAGGAGCCUCAAGAAGCCAGAUCGCAAGAAGCGGUACACGGUGGUGGGCAACCCCUACUGGAUGGCGCCCGAGAUGAUCAACGGCCGCAGCUACGAUGAGAAAGUGGAUGUGUUUUCCUUUGGGAUUGUCCUGUGUGAGAUCAUCGGGCGGGUGAAUGCAGACCCUGACUACCUGCCCCGCACCAUGGACUUUGGCCUCAACGUGCGUGGCUUCCUGGACCGCUACUGCCCCCCAAAUUGCCCCCCGAGCUUCUUUCCCAUCACCGUACGCUGCUGUGACCUAGACCCCGAGAAGAGGCCCUCCUUCCUGAAGCUGGAGCAGUGGCUGGAGACUCUCCGCAUGCACUUAGCCGGCCACCUGCCCCUGGGCCCCCAACUGGAACAGCUGGACAGAGGCUUCUGGGAGACCUACCGGCGUGGCGAGAGUGGCCUGCCUGCCCACCCCGAGGUCCCCGACUGAGCCGAGGCC
This is a messenger RNA of Elephantulus edwardii (Cape elephant shrew), 5568 nucleotides long. RefSeq lists its product as uncharacterized. Bases 1 to 5559 code for a protein of 1852 amino acids. NCBI's taxonomy places the organism in Eukaryota, Metazoa, Chordata, Mammalia, Macroscelidea, Macroscelididae. The transcript has 59 exons. The record is from RefSeq and is a predicted model, not a curated record. Gene Ontology annotation, biological process: positive regulation of stress fiber assembly; actin cytoskeleton organization; protein phosphorylation. Gene Ontology annotation, cellular component: nucleus; neuron projection; cytoplasm. Gene Ontology annotation, molecular function: protein binding; protein serine/threonine kinase activity; ATP binding.